AUGUGUAUGGUCCACGAGGUAACUGGAGCCGGCGCUCUCUUCGACCUUAGUACAGGGCGGCGUAUUUCCCUGCCGCCCCACUGCGAGAGGUAUUUCAGUAGCUGUGGGAGUAUCAUUGGCAAUGGCGAUAUGGUCUGCUCUUAUGCGGCCAUGGGGGUUGACCCGGUUUCGGGGAGAUACAAGGUUUUCAAGUCGACGCUCUACUAUGAUAGCAAGCUGUUUUCGAAUCGGCAGUGGGUUUUUACUCUGGGAGUGGAUAAGUCAUGGAGGGAGAUAAGACCCCUCUUCACUGGAUACACCUAUGCUGCCGUCCACAUUCGUGGGAUUAUCUAUUUCAUACCUCAGAUUUCUGACCAAUCCCCAUAUAUAGUCGCGAUGGAUGUUGCGAGAGAGAGGGUUCUGAGGGUCAUACCGUUUCCACCUUGUUAUCAGUCAUGCCGCCCGCAGCGGAAUUAUGGGUGGGUGUCAUGGAUAAAGUUGAAUGGUCGGCUAGCGUUCAUUAUCAUGUUCAUUCCUAGACAAGAAGGAUGGCCCUCUUCAGAGUGCAAGAUAGAGAUAUGGACGUUUGAGGUGGAGUGGGAGAAGCAGACGGUCCUUGUUCCAUUGGAGGAGAGUGAGGCGUUUGAUCAAGCUAUUUCCAUAGGGUUUGCUUCUAAUAGUAUGGGGGAGAUUGUGUUCUUAUUGUUUCUAUGUGAGAGGAUGUCUCCUUUGAUUUUAGUUUAUUCAUUUAGAAGAGAUGUUUGGAGAAGAGUUGAGAUAGCUGGAGUUUCUAAGUAUCCAAAAACGGGACGUGUUGUCACUGCUGUGCAUAUAGAUGAUGAGAUUGCAGCAUCUUUUUUGGAAUGA
Messenger RNA from Ipomoea nil (Japanese morning glory), 846 nucleotides. Its product is annotated as F-box protein At5g62510-like. The record is from RefSeq and is a predicted model, not a curated record. Bases 1 to 846 code for a protein of 281 amino acids. NCBI's taxonomy places the organism in Eukaryota, Viridiplantae, Streptophyta, Magnoliopsida, Solanales, Convolvulaceae. The transcript has a single exon.